UCUCCUCUCCUCUCUCCGUUGCAGCGGGCAGUACUGGAAGAAGAAGAGGGAGAAUUAAGCUGCCCUGCCCCUGAUAAGGGCAGGGGACCCUAAACCCAAAUUCCCCUUACCUACAAAUACAAAAGGUCGCAGUUUACAUUUUUCAGGUCGAAUUUUCCAGCGAAUGAUUGGUUCCUGGUUGGCCCGCCCAGGUUUUCAACUAAAGAAAAACAUUAAUAUAACUUCAGGUUGUCGUAUAAUAUAUGCUUUCUUUCUUUCUUUAUUUUAUUAUUUGGUGGGUUACUAAUUUGAGUAAUGGGGGGUUUUGUGUUAUACAACGCUUCUGGGUUUAUUUGCUCUGCUUUACUUUGGUGUGUAUGCGAGAGAGAGAGAGAGAGAGAGAGAGAUGCAAUUUAGCUUGAUGGGAUUGCAGUUGCAGAGCCUGUGAUUCUCUGUUUGGCAUGUCUAAAUCAAAUGGGGUAUGGAAUUUGAUUGAAUGGACAGAGAUUUUCUUCUGGGUUUAUGUCAUUUUGACCAUUUCUGCUUGCUUUACUUCCGUAUAUAAGACUCAGAGCAAGGGCUUCUCGUAUUUUUCUCCUCCCAUCUUCUUGGAUUGGAUUGGAUUUCCUCCCUGCCCCAUGAAAAAUAAUUCACCCUUUGUUUCUUUACAUGCAUGGUUCAAGAAAAUUUUCUCUUUUUUUGGGGUGGGCGCAGCAUCUCUUGGGUGUCCUGAAAGGAGUUUUUCGGGGUACCUUUCGUCGUUCAUGAGUUGGGUUCAUUCGGUUCAUCCGUGUUAAUGUUCUUCUCAUGAACAUAAAGUUCAGAAGAACAUAAAGAAGAUCAGUCAUGAAGUUUAUGAAACUAGGAUCUCGGCCGGAUACUUUUUAUACCGCAGAGGCCGUAAGGUCAGUCUCCUCUGAAGUCUCCAGUGAUCUCAUAGUUCAAGUGAAAGGGACCAGAUAUUUGCUUCACAAGUUUCCCCUGCUCUCCAAGUGCUUGCGCCUGCAGAGGCUGUGCUCUGAAUCUCCUGAAUCAUCACAACACCAAAUAGUCCAACUCCCUGAUUUCCCUGGAGGAAUUGAUGCAUUUGAAAUAUGUGCCAAGUUCUGUUAUGGCAUCACAAUCACUCUCAGUGCCUAUAACAUCGUGGCCGUCCGAUGCGCCGCGGAGUACCUUCAGAUGACGGAGGAUGUGGAGAAGGGAAACCUCAUAUACAAGCUUGAGGUGUUCUUCAAUUCUUGCAUCCUUCAUGGGUGGAGGGACUCCAUUGUCACCCUGCAGAGCACCAAAGGCUUCCCUUUGUGGUCAGAAGACCUUGGAAUCACAAGCAGGUGCAUCGAAGCAAUCGCUUCGAAGGUUUUAAGCCAUCCCUCGAAGGCGAGCUUGUCGCGCAGCUACUCCCGAAGGGGUGGAGACGAUGUUUCGUGCAAUGGAGCGGAGAGCCAGAGGCACAAGCCUGCAAGCAAGGGGUGGUGGGCUGAAGAUAUUGCAGAAUUAGGCAUAGACCUGUAUUGGAGAACCUUCAUAGCGAUUAAGUCUGUUGGAAAGAUACCCUCUAAUCUCAUUGGGGAGGCAUUGAAGAUUUAUGCUUCUCGAUGGCUACCGAACAUAUCGAAAGAUGGCAAUCUCAACAAGCAAGUAGCAUCAGACCCCGAUUCGGACUCAAUCGGGGAAAUUACUUCGAGGCAUCGGCUGCUAUUGGAAUCCAUUAUAAGCUUACUCCCGGCCGAAAAAGGCGCUGUUUCUUGCAGUUUCCUGCUCAAACUCUUGAAGGCAGCCAAUAUACUCAAUGCCUCUUCUUCGUCGAAAAUGGAAUUGGCAAGAAGAGUAGGACUUCAGUUGGAGGAAGCAAAAGUUAGUGAUCUGUUGAUUCCCUCCCUAUCAUACAAUUGCGAUACGCUCUACGAUGUCGACAUGGUUAUGACGAUAUUGGAGCAGUUCAUGUUGCAGGGGCAGAGCCCCCCAACUAGCCCUCCAAGAACCAAAGGAGGAUUCGAGAGGAGGCGGUCUCGAUCGGCAGAGAACGUUGAUUUUGAGCUUCAAGAGAGUAGAAGGUCAUCCUCUGCAUCGCAUAGCUCAAAGUUGAAGGUGGCAAAGCUUGUGGAUGGGUAUCUUCAAGAGAUCGCCCGCGACGUAAAUUUGCCUCUGUCCAGGGUGAUUGCACUUGCUGAGGCUGUUCCGGAUUUCGCAAGGGUCGAUCAUGAUGAUCUUUACAGGGCUAUUGACAUCUAUCUCAAGGCACACCUAAACCUUAACAAGAGUGAAAGGAAGAGGCUAUGCCGAGUCCUUGACUGCAAGAAGCUAUCUGUGGAGGCCUGCAUGCAUGCCGCGCAGAAUGAGUUACUACCGCUGAGGGUUGUCGUGCAAGUACUCUUCUUCGAGCAGGCACGAGCUGCUAUGGCAGGUGGCAAUGUAACCGAGCUGCCCGGCAAUAUCAAGGCACUUCUAGCUGCACAUGCGGUUGACCCAUCGAAGGCUACCGGAGCAUUAAGCACAACCACUAGCAUUCAGGCGGAGGACCAGUGGAGCAUUUCAGGUCUUAAAUCCCCUAAAUCGAAGCUGUCCACUUUGAGGAUGAAGCUGGCCGAGGACGACGAUAUAGAAGAUACUGAUAUGCAAGCAGCAGAUGGGAUUGCAAGAACUUCAAAGCUUAAGGCACUCUGUGCUCUCCCCCGACCCAAGAGAAUGCUUAGUAAGUUGUGGUCCAACAAUAGAAGUACUGCAAGUGAGAAGAAUUGAUAAGAGUUUUGUUUAGUUUUCAGUUGGGAGCAUAAUGUGAAGGGUAAUUUAUUUACACUGCUUUUUCUUUUGUUCUUUUGAACUGCCUUGUAAGUUUUUAGGUGGGGAAAAAAAAUCUAAUGUGCAUUGUUGGUGUAAUCUAUUGUAAUAAGGAGGAAGAUUUUCAAUACAGGGAAGUAAAUCUAAAGAGCAACUUGAGUAUGUGGAAAAA
Molecule: messenger RNA, 2929 nt
Organism: Malania oleifera
Lineage: Eukaryota; Viridiplantae; Streptophyta; Magnoliopsida; Santalales; Ximeniaceae
Product: BTB/POZ domain-containing protein At1g67900-like
Exons: 5
Coding region: 826-2718 (630 amino acids)
Source: RefSeq, a predicted model, not a curated record